CUUGCAGCCUGUAGCGGUCCUUCGAGAGAACAACAACACCGGGGCGUAACGGAGGCGUAGAGAGGCGUAGAGAGGCGUACAAAGGUCAAUUGUAGCUCUCUUUUCGUCUGUGAAUAAAGCUGUAAUGUGCUGACCAGAAGAGAAGGAUUUGAAGGAUAUUCUGUUUGACCGAUAAGGAGCUGAAAUGAGUUCUUCAGAGGAGUUGAAACCAACAGACGCAGACUGUACCACUGUCAGAAGUGUUGGAAAUCUUUCAGUUGGUUUGGUGGUCGAAGACCAAAGUGGAAAGACUUUCACAGACUCUGAUAUUUACAAGACACACUUGCGCAUCCACACCAGAGAGAAGCCCUACCAGUGUGACCAAUGCGAAAAGAGUUUCAGUUACUUAUGUCAUUACAAGACACACCUACGCAUCCACACCGGAGAGAAGCCAUACCAGUGUGAACAAUGUGGACACAGUUUCAGGCUGUUAAGAAGUUACAAGGAACAUCAGCAUGUCCAUACGGAAGAGAAGCCAUACCAGUGUGAUCAGUGUGAAAAGGCUUUUAGUCGCCUAAGUAAUUACAAGACACACCUCCAAGUCCACACUGCAGAGAAGUCACACCACUGUGAACAAUGUGGGAAGAGCUUCCGUUUCUUAACUUCCUACAAAAGACACCAGCGUGUCCACACUGAAGAAAAGCAAUACCAAUGUGAUCAAUGUGGGAAGGGUUUCCGCUUCUUAAGUGAUUACAAGACACACCUGCGAGUACACACUGGAGAGAAACCAUACCGCUGUGAACAGUGUGGGAAAAGUUUCCGCUUUUUGAGUGAUUACAAGAAACACUUGCGUAUCCACACUGGAGAGAAGCCGUACCAGUGUGAACAAUGUGGGAAGAGUUUUAGUUGCACAAGUCACUACAAGAGACACUUACUUGUCCACACUGGGGAGAAGCCAUACCACUGUGACCACUGUGAAAAACAAUUUACUGAGUCUAGUGAUUAUAACAGACACCAGCGUACCCACACUGGAGAGAAACCAUAUCAGUGUGAACAAUGUGGGAAAAGAUAUGGUCACUUAAGUAGUUACAAUCAACACCUGCGUUGCCACACUGGAGAGAAACCAUACUGGUGUUCUCGAUGUAAAAGAUUAUUUGCUUGGUCAAAGUCCCUGAAGGUACAUCGCUGUGUUGAUGUUUAUGAAGAGAGUUCUGACUGAGUGUUGGAGUGCUUUUUACACAGCACACAGAAUAGUUUGUUGGUUCUUGCAGUCAACAAAACAGAAAUUGACCCUUUUUUUUGUACCUUAGACACCUACGUGUUUACUGGAGUUAAAUAAUAAUGGUAGGGUAAGGUAGAUUUAGUGGGUAGGACGGUCACCUAGCUGGAGGUGGUGCUGUGUUACAUUGUGACAUACACAAGUAUGUUAAAGGACAGUGUUUUCUGAGAGACUGUAACUUUCUUCGGCAUGGACUUUGGGCUUUGUAACUUUGCAGAUGUUUUACGCACACAACAAAGGCUAUAUAAUACACUACAGCAUAUGGUGGUCUGCUCUUUAUAUCAUGGGAAAAAGCAAUAUAUUGAAUCAUAACCCCUGUAUCGCAGUAUGUAACAUUGCCAGAUUCUUGCCAAUACACAGCCAUUUUCUGCAUGUUUUAAUUACAGGAUAAGUUUUUGUAACCUUUUGAAGGAAUUGAACAGUGAGCUGUCAGAAAGUGGUUGCAGUUGUUACUGACCGAUUUCCUUAUGUAAGGAUGGCUGUGGCUCAGUAGGGAUGGCUGUGGCUCAGCAGGUAGAGCAUGCCUUCUACUAAUCGUAAGGUCGAUCCCCAGCGCCUCUUGUCAAAAUAUACACUAAACCCCAAAUUGCUCUUGUUGGUUUCCAGCUCCUUGCAUGGUAACCUGCUGCCAUCGCUGUGUCGUUAUUUAAAUGCAGCUAUUUGUCCCUUUAUUUAAACAUGAGUUUGCACUAUUGCACUGUUAAUGGAAUGUAAGCAUUACAACUUUAAAUUAAUUGUCAAAGAUAUUUGUUCAAAACAUAAAAAUGUAAUUAUAGAUCUACUACUUAUGGAUGUAAUCAUCUGUUCACAAUGUUGUUAAACUGUUAGUACAUCCUUUUUGUAAAAUAAACAUUUCCUCGAAACUCUAA
Messenger RNA from Dicentrarchus labrax (European seabass), 2127 nucleotides. Its product is annotated as zinc finger protein 239-like. NCBI's taxonomy places the organism in Eukaryota, Metazoa, Chordata, Actinopteri, Moronidae. The transcript is spliced from 3 exons. Bases 185 to 1198 code for a protein of 337 amino acids. The record is from RefSeq and is a predicted model, not a curated record.